AUGAGUGCAUCUCCAUCCCUCACUAAGAAGAAAGCUCGGAAGAGUACCUUGUCUCAUCCCAUCCACAUUGAUGAUUCCAUCACCACGAGCAAAGCCGUGGUCAUUCCGGACCUUGAAGCCCCCAAAUUUCUGACUGAACCUCCUUCUUCGGCGGCUCCGCUCGCCUCUGUCCCAGGGUCUUCCAAAAGAGGCCGAGCUUCUCCAUCAGAGGAUGUCUCUGAUCAUGGUCGUGAUUCUGCCAAAGCCCAUUCUGAUUCCUCAGAGUCACCUGACGUGCUUGCACCCAAGAAGAAAAGCAAGGGUUGGUUCCAGGUCUCUUCUUCUCGAAAAUCUCCUCGUUCCAAAGGGACUGGUCCUUCUGAUUCUACGCCAAAGGCUUCAUCUCCUGUUGGUUCCACUCCUCGUUCCAAGUUUAGGUCAAAGGUAAAGAAAAUUCCUCCACCUUGUUCUUCUUCUGAAACUGACCCUUCUUCAGAUUGUGUACCCUCUGAUGAAGAUCCCCUUGAAGACGACCCCUUUCUUGAGGAAAAUGUUGACUCAGAAGAUGAAUCUGACCCAUCAGAGGACCCCCCUGUUUCACCAAAGGGCAAGAAACCAAUGAAAAUUCCUGAGAUUCGCACCAAGUCUCCUUUGGGUCCCAAAGUCUCUCCAGGAAGUCUUUUAUGUUUGGACAAGUUUAUGUCCGAGGAAAUUGGUAUUUGUUCAAUGCUGCUGAAAAUUACCAAGGUUCUUAAUUUGCCUCCUUCUGUUGAUAAUGUUGUUGUUGAGUUUAACAAAGAUAAGGUGCUUUCGGAGUUGGGAGGACAAAAUAUGGUGUGGGAACCUCACUCAGUCCUUAAAGUAACAGAUCUUACUCAUUACUAUGCUGUGCUUCACAAAUUUGCCACCUCCAACUGGAUUCCCACUACUCAUACCUCCACCAUUACCUUUGACACGGCCUUCUUUCUGUACAAAGUUGGAACUGGUCUCGGUGUUGAUCUUGCCUCUCUCAUUUUUGACCAGAUCACUGCCUUAGGGAAUGCCAAAAAGAAAGGUCAAUAUUUGGUGUUUCCCCAUUUGAUUUACAAGUUGCUUGAUUCUCAAAAGCCUCUUCGCUUGGAAUAUGAGAUCUUGACUCCUCCUAGUGCCGGAGCAGACUACAAACUCAAAAAGGAACCAUCAUCUGUUAAAGCAACUAAAGGGAUUGCUCUCAAGGCUGGCGAUGCUGAUUCUGUUGCUGCUGAACUCGCUGGUGUCAAGGCCACCCUGGAAUCUAUUCAAACAGAAGUGAUCAGCCUCAAGAGUUGUCUAUCAACCAUGGUGUCUCACUUUGCAGCCGGUCCUUCCCACUGA
Molecule: messenger RNA, 1332 nt
Organism: Humulus lupulus (European hop)
Lineage: Eukaryota; Viridiplantae; Streptophyta; Magnoliopsida; Rosales; Cannabaceae
Exons: 2
Coding region: 1-1332 (443 amino acids)
Source: RefSeq, a predicted model, not a curated record